CUAAUACUGACCAAGAAGAAGAUAAUUGGAGUGAUUCGUCAAUAACUGACCUGAUAGCGGCCUCCGAAGUGACUCUGAGCGACAUUCAACACAUGGAAAGACAAAUAACACAAUCCGACAUGGAUAUCCCCCCUCCGGAAACUCCGGUAUUGGAAGUGAUUACUUCCAUGACGGCAAACAAUUUGGAAAAAAUAUUGCAAUUAGCAGAUAAUAUCGGGGCUACUACUACUACUUUCCCUGAAGUCAAAGAUGAGACAGUUCAUGUGCAAGAGGAGCCCGAUACAGAUACUAAAAAGAGAUUUAAAACAGUUGAUGCUAACCAGCAAAAAAUAUACCAAGACGCCAACCAUAGCGAGUCAACCAAAAAAAACACAUCAUGGGCCCUAAAGCUGUUUCAAGACUGGCACCAUGAAGUAUACCCUUGGAUUUUACUGAUGUGAAUGUGGAAAACCUAGCAACAGUUUUAGCGAAAUUUUACUGCAAAGCAAGACCAAAGCAAACUGAGGCGAGGGCAAGCAUGUUAAAACCUGAACAUGCCGGGGAAUAUCACAAGAACACUCUCAAAAAUAUUAGGGCUGCAUUGAACCGUCAUUUACAGGACCUAGGCAGAGACAUGGAUAUUGUUAGGGAUAAGCAAUUUAAAUCAUGCAACAAAACCUUAAACGGUUUAUUAAAAGAACGUAUGAGGUCUGGCCUUUCACGUCCGACCUUACACAAAGAUAUCAUCACAAAAGAGGAUCUUAGCAAAAUUUGCACCUACCUGAAAUCUAUGUGGCACUCAUCAGCUGUUGUUCUCCAUUUAGCUGUGUGGUACAAUCUCGCGAUUCAUUUCGUCAGUCGCGGUUUGGAAUUUCAUCAACAGUUGCACCUAAAUUCGUUCGAUUUCUGCAGCGAUGAAAAUGGCACAGAAUACGUGACUAUUAAUCACGAGACACGGCAAAAAAACUUCCAGGGGGGUUUAUCAAAUUGUGAAGCCCCGUCCGACAAACGAAUGUAUGCGGUAGACUCCGAAUUCUGUCCAGUAACACUUCUCCGUCAACUCAUUAACAGAACAGAUAAAUCAGGCUAU
This is a messenger RNA of Mizuhopecten yessoensis (Yesso scallop), 1069 nucleotides long. RefSeq lists its product as uncharacterized. The transcript is spliced from 2 exons. The record is from RefSeq and is a predicted model, not a curated record. Bases 93 to 440 code for a protein of 115 amino acids. NCBI's taxonomy places the organism in Eukaryota, Metazoa, Mollusca, Bivalvia, Pectinida, Pectinidae.